AUGAGACGGGAGUGUGUGCUGCGGGACGGCGGGGUGACACUCCAUGGAGACGGUAAGGGGGCAGGGGGUGGGGGAGGUGCCGGCACCGGGUACCGCGCUUGCGCACCAGCGCCGCCUUCCCGUCCUGCUCUCCGUAUUAUGACGUCGCCACGGCCGUGGGAGGAGGUGGGGCCAGAAGCGGGCGGGGCGCGACGUGAGGGCAAAUACAUACGGAUCCAUUUUGGACACACAGGCAAGCUCUCUUCUGCUGAUAUCGACACCUACUUGCUGGAAAAGUCACGUGUUGUAUUCCAACAACCUGGUGAACGGAGUUAUCACAUUUAUUAUCAGAUCCUGUCAGGCAAGAAAAAGGAACUUCAAGAUAUCCUGAUGGUGUCUACCAACCCCCAUGACUAUCACUGCUGUUCACAAGGAGUAGUGACUGUGGACAAGCUUGACGAUGGUGCUGAGUUAAUGGCAACUGAUCACGCUAUGGACAUCUUGGGCUUUUCCACAGAAGAAAAAUACAGCUGCUACAAAAUGGUGGGGGUGAUCUUGCAUUUAGGGAACAUGAAGUUCAAACAGAAGGCAAGGGAGGAGCAGGCUGAAAUAGACGGAACAGAAAGUGCAGAUAAAGCUGCCUGCUUACUGGGAAUUCGCUCGACAGACCUGAUCACCAGCCUGCUACACCCUCAGGUGAAGAUCGGCAAUGAGUGUGUGACCAAGGAUCAGAAUGUUGGACAGGUCCUUUACGCUGUUGGAGCUUUGGCGAAAGCCACGUAUGACCGGAUGUUCGCUUGGCUGGUAAUGAGGAUAAACAAGACACUGGACACGAAGCUGGCAAGCAAAUUCUUUAUCGGAGUACUGGACAUUGCAGGGUUCGAGAUUUUCCAAGUAAUUCUGUCUUCAAUUUUGUGUCCCACACAAGAGCUCGCGGUGUAA
Molecule: messenger RNA, 921 nt
Organism: Rhincodon typus (whale shark)
Lineage: Eukaryota; Metazoa; Chordata; Chondrichthyes; Orectolobiformes; Rhincodontidae
Product: myosin-7B-like
Exons: 7
Coding region: 1-921 (306 amino acids)
Biological process (GO): vesicle transport along actin filament; actin filament organization
Cellular component (GO): cytoplasm; vesicle; myosin complex
Molecular function (GO): ATP binding; microfilament motor activity; actin filament binding
Source: RefSeq, a predicted model, not a curated record